Messenger RNA from Camarhynchus parvulus, 1150 nucleotides. RefSeq names its product G protein-coupled receptor 87 (gene GPR87). Gene Ontology annotation, cellular component: membrane. Bases 95 to 1150 code for a protein of 351 amino acids. Gene Ontology annotation, biological process: G protein-coupled receptor signaling pathway. NCBI's taxonomy places the organism in Eukaryota, Metazoa, Chordata, Aves, Passeriformes, Thraupidae. The transcript is spliced from 2 exons. The record is from RefSeq and is a predicted model, not a curated record. Gene Ontology annotation, molecular function: G protein-coupled purinergic nucleotide receptor activity.
CAUCCUGGCACAGCCCCUGCUGCAUCCCAGAUCCACGGCUGCCAGUGGGACUCCUGAAGAGCAUUUCAGCUGGAAACCUACAGCAACGCAAAGGAUGGGGUACAAUUUGUCCUAUGGAAAACUGCCAGACAGCCGCCCCAGCCCCGAGAACAGCAGCUGGCCCAACGGCAGCUCGGCGGCGCGGGACGAGUUCACCACCAUCGUGCUGCCCGUGCUCUACCUCCUCAUCUUCCUGGCCAGCCUCCUGCUCAAUGGCCUGGCCGUAUGGAUCUUCUUCCACAUCAGGAACAAGACCAGCUUCAUCUUUUACCUCAAGAACAUUGUGGUGGCAGACCUGCUCAUGACGCUGACGUUCCCAUUCAAGAUCAUCCAGGACUCGCGGCUGGGGCCGUGGCACUUCAACUCCUUCCUGUGCCGCUACAGCACCGUGCUGUUCUACGCCAACAUGUACACCACCAUUGUCUUCCUGGGCCUCAUCAGCAUUGACCGCUACCUGAAGGUGGUGAAGCCCUUUGGGGACUCCAGGAUGUACAGCAUCACCUUCACCAAGGUGCUGUCGGCCUGCGUCUGGGUGGUGAUGGCGUUCCUGGCGCUGCCAAACCUGAUCCUCACCAACGGCUACCCCACCAGGCGGAACGUGGACGACUGCCUGAAGCUGAAGUCUCCCCUGGGAGUCAAGUGGCACUCGGCCGUCAUCUACAUCAACACCUGCAUGUUCGUGGUGGUGCUGGUAGUGCUGAUAGGCUGCUACAUUGCCAUUUCCAGGUACAUCUACAAAUCCAGCAAACAGUUCAUCAGCUCCUCCAGCCGAAAGAGGAAGCACAACCAGAGUAUAAGGGUUGUGGUGGCUGUGUUUUUCACCUGCUUUCUGCCCUACCAUUUGUGCCGAAUACCCUUCACUUUUAGUCAUCUGGACAAAAUUUUAGAUGACUCUGCACAUAGAAUCUUGUAUUAUUGUAAGGAAAUGACCCUGUUCUUGUCCGCAUGCAACGUCUGUCUGGAUCCCAUCAUUUAUUUUUUUAUGUGUCGAUCAUUCUCGCGAAGGCUGUUCAGGAAAUCCAACAUGAGAACCAGGAGCGAGAGCAUCAGGUCCCUGCAGAGCGUCAGGAGGUCAGAGGUGCGCAUCUACCACGAGUACACCGACGUCUGA